UGGCGCUCCUCCCCUGAUUUAGCCAUAAUAGCAGCAGCAAUACAAGUAACAAGAGCAGGUGGGAACCGGAAGGCUAGCGGCAACUCGGGACUUGGGGAGCUUCACCACGUGGGGUACCAGCCCAUGCACGGCAGCGGCGGCACAGCCGGGUCCUCAGGCGGCAGCGGCGGUGGCGACCACCUGCACCACCACCCGCGCCUGCACAGCCCCCGCAUGGCCGCCGGCGGCUCGAUGACCCGCCGGGCCAACUCGUUCAAGCGCGGCGGCCUGGGCGGCGAGAUCGAGCUCCAGAUCGGCUCCCCGCGCUCGCCGCGGAGCGACGGGUUCGGGAGCCCGCCUGCCGAGUCCGGGGAGCCGUCCGGUAGUGGAGCGGCCGGCGGCCUCCACCACCAUCAGAACCAGCAGCACCAGCACCUCCGGUUCCGCCUCUUCAAGCGGCCGGGCUCCAGCGGCGGCGCUGUCGAGGUCGGGCUGGGGAUCCGGGAGAGGAGGAAGCUCGGGAACAUGCUGUUCCUCGCGUUCUGCGGCGUGUGCCUGCUCCUUGGCAUCGGCAAGAUCUGGGCAGGCGGGUGGUUCGCGCUGCCCGGCGACGAGAGAGACGCCGAUUUGCAGGUUCUCUCUGUCUCCUCCAGUGAUAAAAGGCAUCAAGUUGAUCGUCACUUAGGAUACAUGGGAGAAAAAGAGAGUGACAGGACGUUGAUGACAGUGGAAUCUAGCAUUGGUGGAAGAGAAGACAGUGUGGCUGAGGCCUCUGAUGUCUGGUCUCAGCCAAGCAGUACAAAUUUCAGACAAUGCAUUGUUUCAAACUCUCAUAAAAAGCAAGAUUCUCACACAAAUGGCUACAUUCUCAUAAAUGCAAAUGGAGGUUUGAAUCAAAUGAGAUUUGGGAUAUGCGACAUGGUUGCUGUUGCUAAGAUCCUGAAUGCGGCGCUGGUUCUUCCUUCACUUGAUCAUGCAUCCUACUGGGCAGAUGACAGUGAAUUUAAGGACCUUUUCAAUUGGAGGCACUUCAUUGAGUCACUAAAAGAAGACAUCGAUAUUGUUGAAAUGCUGCCCCCUAAAUACAGUCAUACUGAGCCUCUGGCUAAAGCCCCGAUAUCUUGGUCCAAGGUGAACUAUUACAGAGAUGAAAUCCUCCCUCUUUUGAAGAAACACAAAGUCAUUUACUUCACUCAUACAGAUUCUCGCCUAGCGAACAAUGGCCUUCCUAGUUAUAUUCAGAAAUUAAGAUGCCGAGUUAACUAUAGAUCUUUGAAGUAUUCUCACACAAUUGAAGAUCUUGGUGCUACCUUAGUUUCGAGGAUGCGCCAGGAUGGAAGCCCAUAUCUUGCUCUCCAUCUAAGGUAUGAGAAGGAUAUGCUAGCUUUUACUGGUUGCAGCCAUAGCUUGACAUCAGAAGAAGAGGAGGAAUUGCGAAAGAUGCGUUAUGAGGUCGGUCACUGGAAAGAGAAAGAAAUCAACGGAACUGAGAGAAGAAGUUUGGGUGGCUGUCCCUUGACUCCAAGGGAAACUUCACUUUUACUCAAAGGAUUGGGUUUCACACGUAGCACCAGAAUUUACUUGGUUGCUGGUGAAGCUUUUGGCAAUGGAAGCAUGAAAGGACUGGUGGAUGAUUUUCCCAAUAUUUAUUCUCAUUCUACACUGGCAACAGAAGAUGAACUUGCACCCUUCCAAAACCAUCAGAAUAUGCUUGCUGGUCUUGACUAUAUUGUGGCUCUACAGAGUGAUGUAUUUGUUUACACUUACGAUGGAAAUAUGGCAAAAGCUGUACAAGGCCAUCGACGUUUUGAGAACUUCAGGAAGACGAUUAACCCAGAUAGGAUGAGUUUUGUGACCCUGGUAGAUGAAUUUGAUGAAGGAAGGGUGCCUUGGGAGAUUUUCAGCUCAGAAGUGAAAAGAUUGCACAAAGAUCGAAUAGGUGCUCCAUAUUUUAGGGAGCCUGGAGAAUUCCCAAAGCUAGAAGAGUCUUUCUUUGCAAAUCCCUUGCCUGGCUGUAUAUGUGAGAAACAUAGCGAGGAAUGAAGAUAUAGUAGCGCUGAUGAUUCUUUCCCAGCCGCACCUCCUAAGUCAGAAAAUAUAGGUCUCUGCAGUCUGCAGCCUGCCAGAUGCGACUUGCAGUGUUGUUGAGUCAUGAUCAUUGAAUUUGUUUUGAUGACAGUUGAGACACAGGGCACUGGAACAUUUAUUUUCAGGUUCAUCCUUUACUAAGUUCACUGCACGAAGAAUUGCGGAUUUUCUGCUCCUGCGAAGCCCAUGGCAGCUGUUAAUCAAUUUCCACACAACCAGAGCAUGUGGGAAGUUAUGCCUACGACACGUGCUGCACACGGUACAUAAAAGGUGUAUACACUGGAGGAGAUUAUGUUGAGGGCUUUCUGGUACGUCUCUUAUUUGUAACUAGCCGAAUUGCUUAUCCAAUUGCGCAGCUAGAUUUGGAAAUACAAUAUUAUAUAAACUCUAAUGUCUGAUUCGGCUACAUAGUUAUAAAUUCUGAUUCUUUUGUAUACGGUCCUAGUUCAUAUACUCGGAGAAUAAUACAGUUUGAACUUGUUAUACAAUUGUAGCAGCUAUAGCAUCUAUCCGACUAAUCUGCAUUAA
Messenger RNA from Phragmites australis (common reed), 2595 nucleotides. RefSeq names its product O-fucosyltransferase 35-like. Gene Ontology annotation, cellular component: chloroplast; cytoplasm; Golgi apparatus. Lineage: Eukaryota; Viridiplantae; Streptophyta; Magnoliopsida; Poales; Poaceae. The record is from RefSeq and is a predicted model, not a curated record. The annotation marks the transcript as partial. The transcript is spliced from 9 exons.